Molecule: messenger RNA, 1676 nt
Organism: Corylus avellana
Lineage: Eukaryota; Viridiplantae; Streptophyta; Magnoliopsida; Fagales; Betulaceae
Gene: HON4
Product: winged-helix DNA-binding transcription factor family protein
Biological process (GO): chromosome condensation; nucleosome assembly; negative regulation of DNA recombination
Cellular component (GO): nucleosome; nucleolus; nucleus
Molecular function (GO): double-stranded DNA binding; nucleosomal DNA binding
Source: RefSeq, a predicted model, not a curated record
UGGCAGUAAAGCACACCACCGUUCCCCAUUUUCUCCCCACAACCCUUCCCAAUUCCCCAUUCACAGUCCCACCUCAGCACCCACUCCGCUCUGUCGUCUCUAUCUCUCUCUCUCUCUCUCUCUAAAUCUAUGGACCCGGUUCUGGCGGCGACGUUUCCUCAGCCGCACAUGCUCGCCUCCACCACCGCCGCCACCACCACCACCGCCACACCCAUCCCCCCAACCGCCGUCACUGAAGCUGACAACCACAUACCUCACCAAACAAACCACCCGCCUUACGCCGAGAUGAUUUUCGCGGCGGUAACGGCUCUAAAGGAGAAGAACGGCUCCAGCAAGAGGGCCAUAGCCAAGUACAUAGAGCGAGUCUACUCGGGCCUCCCGCCCACCCACUCGGCCUUGUUGACUCACCACCUCAAGCGCUUGAAGAACGCCGGUCUUCUCGUCAUGGUCAAGAAAUCCUACAAGCUCCCUAGAUCUGAUGCGCCUUCUUCCGCUCCUCUUCCUGGGCCGGGCCGGGGCAGGGGACGUCCUCCCAAGCCCAAGCCCACUCCCACUCCCAAUCUGGAGCCCAAUGCCCAGCCGGUUCUCGUCGCUCUUGGGCUUGUUGAUGAGCCCAAUGCGCAGCCGGUGGUGGCCAAGAGGGGCCCGGGUCGUCCGCGGAAGAGCGGGCCGGUGGGGCAGGCGGGGCCCGCCAAGAGGGGCCGAGGGCGUCCACCUGGAGCCGUGGGAGUCAAGCCUAGGUUGACGAAGAGGACUCCGAAGCCCAAGUCAGUGACGGCUGUGAUGGGCCCUCAUGGGCUGAAGAGAGGCCGUGGGCGCCCUCCGAAGGCCCAGCUCCAGACCAUGGUUAUUCCUUUCGCUCCCAACAAUUUCCCAGCUGUAGCGCCGGUAGCAGAUCUGCCGAAGCCUAGGGGCCGGCCCAAGAAGGACGCGGCAGCUCCGGGGGCUGUUGUUGCUGAUGUUGUUGGCGUCCCCCUGAAACCCAAGAAGUCCACCGGAAGGCCUGUCGGCCGGCCCAAAAAGGAAAAGAGUGCGGCAUUUGCCAUGCCUGCAGUACCAGAAAUGCAACCGAUUGCCUAUGUAGAUCUGAAGAGGAAACUUGAAUAUAUUCAAUCUAAAGUCAAGGAAGUUGUUGGUGUGCUGAAGCCCCAGAUUACGAACGAAAGCGCAAUCAGUGUAGUGGCAGCUAUCGAAGAGUUAGAAGGGCUUGCAUCAAUGGACAUUAUUACUGCACCAUUACAAGUUGAGCCCCAACAGCUGCAACAGCCCCAGCAGCUGCAACAGCCCCAGCAGCUGCAACAUCCCCAACAACUGCAACAGCAGCCCCAACAACAGCCUUCGCCCCAUUAUUAGUAAGAAUUCUGUGAAAAUCAUGACCUUGUUUGCGAGGAUCAAGAUUGAGCCUCAUUGUGAGGAUUCAAUAAGCUGUCCCUUUUUUUUUUCUUUUAAGUGUUUUAACAUAGAACAAGAGGGAAAUGAUCUGUAAAGGGAAUAGGAAGUAGCAAAACUAAUUUGUCAUUGAUGGUGAAGAUGGACCAUGUCCAUUAAUGUUGUUGUUUUUUAACUUCGGAAUGACCAUGACGCUCCCUUUCUUUCUUUUUGUUUUUUUGGUAGUUGUAAAAUGGGCAGACAUGCCCUUCUUCAAUGCCUCUGCAAAAUGUGUUCUGUUCUUUCAA